AUGGCUACCGAGUUGACCGUCCAGUCGGAACGUGCGUUCCAGAAGCAGCCUCACAUCUUCCUCAACUCCAAGACCAAGGCGAAGAGCAAGAAGGUCGGCCAGACCCGGAGAUGGUACAAGGAUGUCGGUCUGGGAUUCCGUACUCCCAAGACUGCCAUUGAGGGCAGCUACAUCGACAAGAAGUGCCCCUUCACCGGUAUGGUCUCCAUCCGUGGUCGUAUCCUGACCGGCCGUGUCGUCUCUACCAAGAUGCACCGUACCAUCAUCAUCCGCCGUGAAUACCUCCACUACGUCCCCAAGUACAACCGUUACGAGAAGAGACACAAGAACCUUGCCGCCCACGUCUCUCCCGCUUUCCGUGUUGAGGAGGGUGACUGGGUCACCGUCGGCCAGUGCCGUCCUCUGAGCAAGACUGUCCGCUUCAACGUCCUGCGUGUCCUGCCCCGUACCGGCAAGGCCGUCAAGUCGUUCAACAAGUUCUAA
Molecule: messenger RNA, 483 nt
Organism: Aspergillus thermomutatus
Lineage: Eukaryota; Fungi; Ascomycota; Eurotiomycetes; Eurotiales; Aspergillaceae
Gene: RPS11A
Product: 40S ribosomal protein uS17
Exons: 3
Coding region: 1-483 (160 amino acids)
Biological process (GO): translation
Cellular component (GO): ribosome; cytosolic small ribosomal subunit
Molecular function (GO): structural constituent of ribosome
Source: RefSeq, a predicted model, not a curated record